AUGAAUCGGCAGCGGGUGGACUCCGUGGAUUCGCUGGGGCCUGACGAUGAGGUCAUGCCAUACAGUGACGAUGAGACAGAUGACGAGUUGGAAGUCGUCUCUGAUGAAGGAGGGGACAGGCCCACAGCAGCACCACACCCCCCACUGGAGACGAAACCUAGUGAGGUGGGCUGGAAGGUGAAAGCCAAUGACCGAGACUACCACCGGCUACCAGAGUUUCAGAAGAAAACAUUCCUGUGUUUAACGAAGAGCAAGUACUCUAGCAAUGCAAUCAAGACCUACAAAUACAAUGCUUUGACCUUCAUCCCUCUCAACCUCUUUGAGCAGUUUAAGAGAGCUGCCAACCUCUACUUCCUGGCCCUGCUCAUCUUACAGAUCAUUCCUGAGAUCACCACACUCCCCUGGUACACCACACUGGUUCCUCUGGUCUUGGUGCUUGGUAUCACUGCCAUCAAAGACCUGGUGGACGACCUGGCUCGUCACAGGAUGGACAAAGAGAUCAACAACCGGAAAUGUGACGUCCUUCUAAAUGGCAGAUUUCAAGAGUCGAAAUGGAUGAAUGUCCAGGUGGGGGAUGUGGUUCGCCUGAGGAAAAAUGACUUCAUCCCGGCUGACAUCCUUUUGUUGUCCAGCUCGAACCCACACAGCCUGUGUUACGUGGAAACAGCCGAACUCGAUGGAGAAACCAACCUGAAGUUCAAGAUGGGUCUGAAAGUGACGGAUGAGAGGCUGCAGGAAGAAAACCAGCUGGCUGUCUUCGAUGCUUGGAUUGAAUGUGAGGAGCCUAAUAAUCGUCUGGACAAGUUUCUGGGAACGAUGGUCUGGAAGAGGCUUCGAUACCCUUUGGAUCUGGAUAACAUGCUGCUCAGAGGCUGCAAGAUAAGGAACACAGACACAUGCCAUGGCCUGGUCAUCUUUGCAGGUGCUGACACCAAAAUCAUGAGGAAUGGUGGGAAGACCAGGUUUAAGAGGACCAAGAUCGAUGAACUGAUGAACUACAUGGUCUAUACAAUCUUCGUUCUGUUGAUCCUGGUAUCAGCAGGUCUGGCGAUCGGCCAUUCUUUCUGGUAUGAGGAGAUCGGUAGUAAGGCCUGGUAUCUGUAUGACGGAAAGGACCAAGAGCCUCCCUAUAGAGGGUUCCUCAGCUUCUGGGGAUAUAUCAUCGUCCUCAACACCAUGGUGCCCAUAUCACUCUAUGUCAGUGUGGAGGUGAUUCGUCUGGGCCAGAGCAAGUUCAUUAAUUGGGAUCUACAGAUGUACUUCCCAGAGAAAGACACACCAGCCAAGGCACGGACAACCACCUUGAAUGAACAGCUGGGACAGAUAGAGUACAUCUUCUCUGACAAGACGGGAACCCUCACCCAGAAUAUCAUGGCUUUCAAGAAGUGUACCAUUGCUGGACGGACCUAUGGCAACCCAACUACCGCUGAAGGAGUUUCCCUGGACAGAGGAAGGCCAGUGGACUUCAGCUGGAACCGCUACGCCGACAGGAAGUUCCAGUUUACGGACAAUUUCCUGAUUUCUUGCAUCCGGUCCAAGAAGGACAAAGACGCCCUGGAGUUUUUCAAGUUGCUGUCACUCUGCCACACUGUCAUGGUGGAGCAGAAAGAGGAUGACUUGGUGUACCAGGCUGCAUCUCCAGACGAGGGCGCCCUUGUGACGGCAGCGCGGUGCUUUGGCUUCGUAUUCCUGCGUCGCACUCAGGACACCAUCACCAUCAGUGAGAUGGAGAAGGAGAUGACAUAUGAGAUGCUAGCCCUGUUGGACUUCAACUCGGACCGCAAACGCAUGUCUAUCAUCUUGCGGUUCCCUGAUGGUCGUAUUCGUCUUUACUGUAAAGGAGCAGACACUGUCAUCUAUGAGCGGUUGUCCCCCAACUCCAGACACAAGGAGACCAGCCAGACUGCCCUGGAUAUCUUUGCCAAUGAGACACUGCGGACCUUGUGCCUGUGUUAUAAAGACAUCAGCAAAGAGGAGUACGAUGCCUGGGAUAAGAAAUAUAAGGCGGCCAGUGUUACUGUGAGCGAUCGUGAAGCGGCGCUGGACCAGGUGUACGAACAGAUCGAGAACAACUUGAUGCUGAUUGGAGCCACAGCCAUUGAGGAUAAACUACAGGAUGGCGUACCGGAGACCAUCGCUAAGCUGGCCAAGGCUGACAUCAAGAUUUGGGUUCUCACCGGCGAUAAGAAAGAAACUGCGGAGAACAUCGGUUAUUCCUGUCAGCUUCUCACAGACGACAUGCAGAUCCACUACGGGGAAGAUGUCAAUGACAAGCUGAGAAUCCGUCAGGCGUCGCGGAGGAACGAGCCACUCGCUGUCGGUCGAAACAGGAAGAGACCCCAGGAGCCGUUUUUUAACCGGGAGGGGAAAAAUGCUCUCGUCAUCACCGGAGGAUGGCUGAAUGAGAUUCUGUACGAGAAGAAGAAGAAACGUCGCCGUCUUCGUCUUCGUCGUCUGGGGAGGAGACCGCCUUCCUCAAGUCCUCAAGACGGACAGCCAAUAGAUGACUGGGAGAAAGAGAUGAGACAGAUCGACUUCGUGGACAUGGCGUGCGAAUGUGAAGCGGUCAUCUGUUGCCGUGUGACACCCAAGCAGAAGGCGAACGUGGUGAGUCUGGUGAAGAAGUACAAGAAGGCCGUGACGCUCUCCAUCGGAGACGGCGCCAACGACGUCAACAUGAUCAAAACUGCAGACAUCGGUGUCGGUAUCAGUGGUCAGGAGGGGAUGCAGGCAGUUAUGUCCAGUGACUACGCCUUUGCUCAGUUUCGUUACCUGCAGCGCCUCCUGCUGGUUCAUGGCCGCUGGUCCUACAUCAGGAUGUGCAAGUUCCUGCGUUUCUUCUUCUUCAAGAACUUUGCCUUCACGCUGGUCCACUUCUGGUACUCCUUCUUCAGCGGAUACUCCUCACAGGUUGCCUAUGAGGACUGGUUCAUCACUCUCUACAAUGUCUGUUACAGCAGUUUACCUGUGCUGCUGGUUGGACUUCUGGACCAGGAUGUAAACGACAAACUGAGCCUAAAAUUUCCCAAGUUGUACCUGCCGGGCCAGCAGGGGUCGCUGUUCAAUUACAAAAAUUUCUUCAUCAGCCUUUUCCACGGCAUCUUCACAUCGCUCAUCAUCUUCUUCAUCCCCUACGGAGCGUUUCUGCAGACGAUGGGGCAGGACGGAGAGGCCCCGUCAGACUACCAGUCAUUUGCUGUCGUCACUGCUUCGUCGCUGAUAAUCACGGUCAACCUGCAGAUCUCUCUGGAUACCUCCUAUUGGACGUUCGUCAACUGUUUUGCGGUGUUGGGCAGCAUAGCCAUCUACUUUGGCAUCAUGUUCGAUAUCCACAGUGCUGGCAUCCAUGUGAUCUUUCCCUCAGCAUUCACCUUCACCGGCGCAGCCUCCAACGCUCUUCGACAGCCCUACCUGUGGCUGACCAUCAUCCUGACCGUGGGCAUCAGUCUGUUACCCGUCAUCUGCAUCCAGUUCCUCCAUAAAACCAUCUGGCCCUCAGUAGGAGACAAGGUUCAGAGGAACAGGAAGAAGUACGAAAUGGAGGAAGAGGAGAAGAAGAAGACGCCGUCAGCGUUCCAGCGUGGUGCGCGCUCCCGGCGCUCGGCGUAUGCCUUCUCUCACUCUCGCGGCUACGCUGACCUCAUCUCAUCCGGACGUAGCAUCCGUCGGCGGCCGGCGGCCCGCGAUAGACCGCAGGACAGCAUCAGGGAGGUCCCGCAGAGGGAGGCCGAGAACAUCUGA
This is a messenger RNA of Lampris incognitus (smalleye Pacific opah), 3741 nucleotides long. RefSeq names its product ATPase phospholipid transporting 8B1 (gene atp8b1). Gene Ontology annotation, cellular component: plasma membrane. The coding region runs from base 1 to 3741 and encodes 1246 amino acids. Lineage: Eukaryota; Metazoa; Chordata; Actinopteri; Lampriformes; Lampridae. Gene Ontology annotation, biological process: Golgi organization; phospholipid translocation. The transcript has 29 exons. Gene Ontology annotation, molecular function: ATPase-coupled intramembrane lipid carrier activity; magnesium ion binding; ATP hydrolysis activity. The record is from RefSeq and is a predicted model, not a curated record.